AUGAGUCAGAAACGUGGCAACGCCAUGGAGGUGGCGAUCAUAUGUUUGGAGUCGGCGGAUAUGCGGGAUAAGCUUUUGAAAGGUGUUGGUGCUUUAGCAAAACUUGGCUUUUGUUUGAUGCAUGACAAAUCGCUUCUUGACUUUGCCGAUGCUACAUCGGAAGUGCGGUCCCUCAUGCGCAUAUUGGCUUGGCUUUCUAACCUUCAGAGCAUCUAUAGUUUGCUCAACAAGGAGCAGUGUGGCGUGCGCGACUUAAUUUUUCUUGUGCGUGUGGUUGGUGAGGGUGUCUUCAAAGCGGCUGACAACGUGGCGUUCCUUGGGAGGAAAGUCCAUGAGAACACACCAUUUUUCCAGAGAUUCAGUUAUGUCUCUUGUUUGGGCCUCUUUUGGGCCCACCUGGCAGCCGUCGCGCUCGCUCUUUUUGACAUUCGAUAUGAUCGUCUGUUUAGCAGCCGCAGAAAACAAUUUAUUAACCUCUUUCAGUGCACGUGUGAUCUCCUCACUGCGGCCGCUGGUGCUGCUGUUUUUGGAUUUGAAUUGAAUUUCAUUUGGUUUUCCCUGCUGACUCUGCUAAGCUCCUUUCUUGGGUGUGUGGAUGGUGUGCGGUCUGCCGCUAUUGUUGCCAGACGGCGUGGUGCGAGCAGAAAUAGAGAUUGA
Trypanosoma cruzi is the source of this 657-nucleotide messenger RNA. Its product is annotated as glycosomal membrane protein, putative. NCBI's taxonomy places the organism in Eukaryota, Euglenozoa, Kinetoplastea, Trypanosomatida, Trypanosomatidae. The record is from RefSeq and is a predicted model, not a curated record. The transcript has a single exon. Bases 1 to 657 code for a protein of 218 amino acids.